GCUUAUCAUUCUAGCUUUGCCAAUCAAGGAAAGUCUAUUGGUAACGUGGCCUUACUACCAAUAAAUACAUCUUAUAAAGGUCCCGCUCCAAAAGGAGAUGGAUCUCCAGACAUCAUCGAGGAAGCUUUAUAUUUGUUCAAAGCUAACAUUUGGUUUAAGAAUUAUGAAGUUAAGAGCGAUGCAGAUAGAACUUUGAUAUACCUGACUCUUUAUAUAUCUGAAUGUCUUAAAAAAUUGCAGAAGUGUCCAACAAAAAAUGCUGGUACUAAGGAAUUAUAUACAGAAGCGUUAACCAAUGUUGUUAUACCAGGCGAGGCUGGAUUCCCUCUUAGUUCUUUGUAUCAGAAGCCCUCAAAAUCAGAUGGUGAUUUAAUGAGACUAUAUUUCACUCAAUUACGUCAAGAGCUUGGUGUUCGUUUAUUGGAAAAGGUCUACUGUGAACCUGAUGGCAAGCCUAGCAAGUGGUGGAUGUGUUUUUCCCGAAAGAAAUUUAUGGACAAGCGACUGGGGCAACCUUAA
Messenger RNA from Trichoplax adhaerens, 519 nucleotides. RefSeq lists its product as uncharacterized. Lineage: Eukaryota; Metazoa; Placozoa; Uniplacotomia; Trichoplacea; Trichoplacidae. The transcript is spliced from 6 exons. The annotation marks the transcript as partial. The record is from RefSeq and is a predicted model, not a curated record. Gene Ontology annotation, cellular component: Arp2/3 protein complex; cytoskeleton. Gene Ontology annotation, biological process: Arp2/3 complex-mediated actin nucleation; regulation of actin filament polymerization. Gene Ontology annotation, molecular function: actin filament binding.